AUGUAUAGUCCAAUUGUUAAAGCACUUCAAAAUAAGGUGGAGAAGAUUAAUGCAGAUUCUCCGUAUUUCAAACAUUUCACCCGCGACCUACACGAAUCCGACGGAUUACUCUACAUGGACGGCAAACUCGUUAUUCCAUUUACUUUACGAAACGCGAUGAUGAAGACCCUUCACGAAACACAUCCAGGUCAAUUAGGAAUGAAAUAUUUGGCCCAAUACAUCUGGUGGCCCCAUAUUAACAGACAAAUUUACUUUCACGGAAUAAAUUGCUCAGAGUGUACAUCGGCGGACAAAGAGAAAUCAAUACUGUCUAAGGAACGAGCUAAAGAUUGGAACGCGGAUGAUAGACUAGAGGACGGCUACAAGGACGAUUUGAUAGCCAAGAAGAACCAAAGCUCGACUGAAAAAGGCUACGACACAGACUAUGCUUCAUCCUCGAAAAUCACCUCCAAUAGACUACCAAUCAAAAGUCCAUUCAAAGAAAACGACAUUGACCCUAACAGAGAACAAUCUAUGGACCAAUCUUACGAGUGCCCAAUAAGCAUAAUACCCGCUUGCCGAACACCUAGUACUGCGGAACAGAGAACCGUGAACCAGGGAGAGGACAAAGACACCAUCGAACAACAGGACCUGCAAGACGAAUGUAAUCCAACGGAUAACAACUCAGUUACAGAUUUUCCGGUGUACGAGAUAAGCGACUCAACUGACGAGUGUGCUACACCUCCCAAUCCUACCAUCAUAUCCGGUGGCGAGGCACAGUCAGCUGAUGGGGAAACUGAACCUGCCGAUGCUGAUGCUGUCACCCAGGAGGAUGCGGAGGACGUGCGAGAGUCGCAACUUGUCUCAGUGCCCCAAGACAGUGAUGACCAACAGCAACAGGGCAAUGAUCCCAAUAGGCUGCACCCGCACAGGUCAACCGGCGGUCAAGGCCAAGCCACUUUCAACAAAAACGAUAGCCGAAAACAGCCGAGUGUGUCGCAAGAAGAGGACAUGGUCACAGCCAUGCAGAGUUUCUCGAGGGCGAGUAGUCAAGCCAACAAAGGAGGUGCACCACAGAGUGUGAACAACAAUUACAAUCAACAACCUCAAAACCAACAAGAUAAUGGACAUCCGGAAUGGCUGUCACCCUCAGGUGCUAAGCGCAAAGAGAUGAAAAAAGCGAAAGCAGUUCUGAAUAAAGUGUACCAGGCACUGGAGGCCAAAGCGAACAAAUCACGCCAGUCCAAAUCUAAAUCCAGGGCAUCCAGGGACACCAAAGGAGGGGGAGCAGGCGGUAAAGAUAUGGAAGGGGUGCAGUUGGACAGGAAGGAGUUGCAGAAGAUAAUCGACAAGGAGUUCGGCAAGGGGGAGGCCCCUCAAGUGACUGACAAAACAGCGCUGGCAUUUGAGAACGCCUACUUGAGACAGAAGAGGAACUGUGUCCUUCUGGAUGAAGAGGGAAUGGAAGAAGGAGAGGAGGGGGAGGAGGAGGGGUCAGAGGGGGACGAGAGUGGGGCUGGAGGAGGCAAGAGGGACUCGAAGAGCAAAAAGAGGCGUGGCAGCGAAGACGAAACUUCAAAAAUCAUGCAAGCUCCCCUAGUUGCAACACCGCGUACUCCUCGCACACCCAGGCGCAGUGACGGCACUGGCCAAUCGGGGGAGGUAGAGGGCGACCAGCAGAUAGACCACGCGACUGCCUGGGAUAAACUAGAACUAGCCAGGAUGAUGUUGAGGAUAUAUAUGAAGCACAAUGACUUCACAGUCAGUCAGCUGGAUCAGCUGCACGCUCUCAAUGAAGACAUGGCUAGAAAAAUAGCUUUGGUGAUACAAAUCGUAAACAAUCAAUCAGACGACGCCUCUGCGUCCUCGGCAACCUCCUCCGUGCCUAAUCUCGAGGGCCCUUCCCAGCAAGGCAAGGGUUCAGGAAGCCGAAUGGCGGGAUCCAAACAAUCGGCAAUCAAAGGAUCCAAGAACGCUUCUAGGUCAACGUCGGCAGCUAGAACUGGGUCCAAAAUGAGUCGCAACAAGUCUGAUGCUUCUAGAUCAAAAUCGAAAGUGAAGUCAAAAACUAGUUCUGAGAUGACACCAAGCGAAGACGAAAACGACAGCCGAGACGACUCGGACGCCGAGAGCGGAUCCGAGGAGAUGUCUAAGUCUGCCAAAAAUUCCAAGUCUAAAAGCGCAAAAUCAGGUCCUAGAAUUAGUCAUACUGAGAUUGAGAAUUCAACUUAUGCUGAAAUGACUACACAAGGGAGCAAGAAAAAGUCUAAAAAUUCAAAAUCAGAGGCAUCCAAAUUCAAAGCGAGUAAAAUGAGUGGGUCUAAAGGCAAUAAAAAGAGCGGAUCGCAAAACAGUCAAACUGAUUCUGAAAAUUCAGAAGAGGAUAAUAGCGAUAUGAAAAAAUCAUCGUUGUCAAAAAGUAAGUCGAAAGUUUCAACGGCUCCCACUAAAACGUCGCAAUCCAAAAUGAAAGGAAGUAAACAAAAUGAAUCAAAGGUCAGCGACGCUCAAAGUGAAGACGAGGAUUCAAAUGAAGAUGGCAAAAAGUCGGGCGCAUCUGGAACCAAAACAACGUCGACAAAAUCGGGAAGUAAAGGCUCGAAAUCAUCUUCGAAGUUGAAAUCAAAAGGUUCAAAAGAGAGCAAUAACUCUGACGAUUCAGCCGACCAAGAUUUGAAAACAGGCAAAGAAAGGUCAAAGUUAACCGCUAAUUCUAAAUCGAAGUCAAAGGGAAGCAAGAAUUCGAAGAGCAAAGCUUCUAAGAAUUCGAAAUCCAAUGCUGAGGAAAACUCUUCGGAUGACGAUAAAUCGAACGAAGGAAGUUUAGAAGACGAAGAAGAUGACAAAAAGAAAAGUAAGUCGAAAAGCAAGAAAAGCAAAAACGAAUCAGAAACUGAUACUAGGAGCAGCAAAGCGUUAGACGAGGGAUUGAAGAAAAGUAUGCAGUCGCUUUUGAGCACUUCGGCUUCGAAUGUAUCUGGAGAGUCAGCUAGUAGCAAAGGCAGUAAGACGAAACAUUUAGGCGAUGCGUCAGUAAGCAAAAGUCGAGCGUCGUCGAAAAACAAGGAGAGAGAUGGUGAAAAUGAUUGA
Messenger RNA from Symsagittifera roscoffensis, 3069 nucleotides. RefSeq lists its product as uncharacterized. NCBI's taxonomy places the organism in Eukaryota, Metazoa, Xenacoelomorpha, Acoela, Convolutidae. Bases 1 to 3069 code for a protein of 1022 amino acids. The transcript is spliced from 9 exons. The record is from RefSeq and is a predicted model, not a curated record.